Messenger RNA from Vespula pensylvanica (western yellowjacket), 605 nucleotides. RefSeq lists its product as uncharacterized. Gene Ontology annotation, biological process: proton motive force-driven ATP synthesis. NCBI's taxonomy places the organism in Eukaryota, Metazoa, Arthropoda, Insecta, Hymenoptera, Vespidae. Bases 252 to 545 code for a protein of 97 amino acids. The transcript has 3 exons. Gene Ontology annotation, molecular function: proton transmembrane transporter activity. The record is from RefSeq and is a predicted model, not a curated record.
AAAUAACUAUCUAUAAAAACAAAUAGUUAGUUUUUAAAUUCAUUCUAUCAAUAUUAUAUUAACAAAUUACCACGCACUCGUUAUAAAUUAUUGGAUUAGUUCUUUUAUACUAUUGGAUUAGUUUAUGUACACCAUAAAUCUAAACAAGAAAAUAAACAAAUAAUUUGUAACCUAAUUCACAACAUACAAAGGACAAAAUAGUUAUUUCGUUGAUAAAUUGAAUAUAUUUAUUAUUUAUUUCGUUGUCUAUUAUGGUUAAAAAAAAAGUUAUUUAUCUUCCGUAUGAAGUAAAUCCACUAAUAAAGUUUGUUAGAUGGACAUUUUUAAUUGUUGGAGUGGUUUGUGGAUUUAAAAAUCAGAAAAAAUAUCAUAUUUUGGAAAGUGCAUUACGCGAAGAAGAAGAAAGAUUACGACCUAUAAGAGAAGCAGAACUUGCACGAGAAAAAGCAAUUCGCGAUGAAAUCGAAUUACAAGAGUUGGAAAAAUUAUUUCUUAAUACAUCUUUCGUUGAAAAGAAUCAAGAAAAUCUUUUUAACGAGGAAUGAGAUAUUAAAAAUAAUGACAAUAUAAAGAAAACAGUAAAUAUUAAUGAUCUAUUAAAUCUG